AUGGGCCGACUCGCAAGCAAGCGCAAGAUCAAGCAGUGCGACCCGUUCUUCAAGGGCAAGCGCGACGGCGAAGGCGACAAGUACGACAGAGCGCCGACGGUCUCGAAGCGCAAGAAGCGCAAGGACCGCAAGAUGCUGGACCAGGCGGCCAUCGACCGCUUCGUGCUGGGCGGCGACGCCUCGUCGUCCGAGGCGAUCCAGACCAAGAAGAAGCGCAAGAAGAAUGAAGGCGCGCUCGCCGACGUUGAAGGCCGGCGGCCGGGCGAGAGCAUGCGCGCGUUCAACCAGCGCAUGGGUCUCGAGGUGCGCAAGGUGCUUUACCACGAGGCGAAGAAGGACCGCAAGUCGAAUGCGAAGAAGAAGGAGUUCUUUAGCGCCAAGAAGGAGAAGCUCAAGCGCAAGAAGAUGACGGACCAGGAAAAGUACGACCUCGAGUACCAAGAGACGGGCUCGACGAAGCGCGAUACCUUCAGCGCGACCGAGAAGGUCCGGUUCGGCGACCGAUACGACGCGCCGCCGAUCCUGCCCGUGCUCAAGGGCGUCUUCAAGAAGAAGGCCGACGCCAAGACGAAAAAGUAA
Messenger RNA from Saprolegnia parasitica CBS 223.65, 579 nucleotides. RefSeq lists its product as hypothetical. The record is from RefSeq and is a predicted model, not a curated record. NCBI's taxonomy places the organism in Eukaryota, Oomycota, Saprolegniomycetes, Saprolegniales, Saprolegniaceae. The coding region runs from base 1 to 579 and encodes 192 amino acids. The transcript has a single exon.